Prorocentrum cordatum is the source of this 714-nucleotide messenger RNA. NCBI's taxonomy places the organism in Eukaryota, Dinophyceae, Prorocentrales, Prorocentraceae. The record is from the annotation of a GenBank genome assembly.
AUGAAGGAGACCAACGUGGUGCUCGCCUUCCUCUUCUCGGCCCUGGCAGGCCUGCAGACGGUGAACCGGCAGCGCCUGGUCGUCAUCCUCUGGGUCAUCUCGGGGUCGAGCCUGUGCGUCUCCGGCGAGCUGCACUUCGCCCUGACAGGCUUCCUCCUGCAGCUCGUCUCGCAGUUCGCGGAGUGCUGCCGCGCCGUCAUCGCGGAGCUGGUUCUCUCGGGCAACAACUACAAGCUCGACUCGCUCAGCUACGCCUUCUUCAUCUCGCCCGUCUGCCUGGUGGUGCUCGUCAUCGGCAACAUCGUCACGUGGAAGAGCGAGAUCCUGACGGACGCGGGCGCGAUGUGGUACCUCCUGAUCCCGAACGCGUGCCUCGCGGUCUGCCUCAACAUCACCAUCGCGCAGGUGAUCAAGGAGACGUCCGCCGUCGGCUUCAUGAUCACCGGCAUGGUCAAGGACGUCGUCCUGGUCUGCUUCUCCUCCGUGGUGUUCCACGACACCAUUCAGAGGCAGCAGUGGUUCGCGUUCAUGAUUACGCUCAGCGGGGUGUUCUUCUGGUCGUACAUGAAGAUUGACCCUUCCUCCAAGGCGGUGCAGACGUUCGAGAAGAUACUCGGGGUCGGCAGCUGGCCCUUCCCAGGCGAGCCGCUCGCGGCGCCCGCGAAGCCCAAGCAGCCGGACGAGGCGACGCCCAUCGCCCCGAAGAGCGCGUGA